AUGAAGCAAUGCAUCUUCUCCUUCUCACUCCUCCUACUUAUUAUGUUUUCUUUUUUGUAUUCUUCCACCACUGAAGCACUAGCACCAAAAGCUUCAGCACCAUCUUCAAAACCAUUAGUCCCCACAACAUUACCUCAAUCACCAGAUUCCUCUGACUCUUCUACCCCUGACGACAUCACCAGAAUCCUCAAGAAGGCGAAAACAUUCACCGUCCUAACUCGCCUCCUGAAAACCACAGAAAUCAUGAACAACAUAAACUCACAACUCAUAACAGCCAAGAGUGGUGGCUUAACCAUCCUUGCACCAGACGAUGCUGCAUUCUCACAACUGAAAGCAGGGUUCCUCAACUCCUUAAACGAAGGCAAAAAAAUCGAACUCUUGCAAUUCCACAUUCUACCCGAGUAUGUUUCGAGCUCAAAUUUCGAUUCUCUGAGCAACCCUGUUCAGACGGUGGCCGGUAAAGACCCCACAAGGCUUCCAUUGAACGUGGAGUCAUAUGGUAACAGUGUCAACAUUUCAACGGGUGUGGUCAAUGCCACUGUCACAGGUGUAGUGUAUUCGGAUAACAAGCUCGCUAUAUACCGUUUGGACAAGGUGCUGCUUCCUCUGGAUUUCUUUGUAACCAAGGCUCCAGCUUUAGCUCCUGUUGAAGCAAAAGCGCCUAAAGCUGAUAAAGAGAACUCUUCUGCAGAAGAUCAGAAUGAGACAAAACAGGAUCAGAGUAACUCUGGAGCAGUGAGUUUGAUUCGAAUUCAUGGAACAACAUUGAUGUCCCUUGGGGUAGCUUUUGUUGCAGUAGCAACGUUGUGGAGUUGA
Messenger RNA from Gastrolobium bilobum, 816 nucleotides. Its product is annotated as fasciclin-like arabinogalactan protein 12. The transcript has a single exon. The record is from RefSeq and is a predicted model, not a curated record. Bases 1 to 816 code for a protein of 271 amino acids. Lineage: Eukaryota; Viridiplantae; Streptophyta; Magnoliopsida; Fabales; Fabaceae.